AUGUGGAGCUUUCUGUUGCCCACAGUGGUUGGCCAGGAAGACAAAUCCAACAGCCUUUUUGAAGAACUCUUCCAGAAGCUGGACCACUGCGGGAAUGGCAUGGCAGACAUCACAGAAUUGCAGAAAGAACUGGAAGCUAUGGGCAUCCCCAUAUGCCAGGACAAAGAGGUGGGCCAUAGUGCAUUCAGGCCACACAGAAUCGGGGGGAACCUUUUAGGAGAACUCACAUAUAGGUUCAAGGACAUUUUUAAAGCUGGAAAUACCAAUGAGGAUUCAGGAUUGGACUUUGGAGAAUUUUUGCGGUACCUUAAAGACCACGAGAAAAAAAUGAGGCUGGCAUUUAAUAGUCUGGAUUACAAUAAUGAUGGAAUAAUAGAGACUUCAGAAAUAAUUGCUGCUUUGAAAUCACUGGGUGUAAAUAUUUCUGAAGCUCAGGCAGAAAAAAAUCUACAAAGCAUAGAUAGUGAUGGAACAAUGACAGUAGAAUGGGAUAAAUGGAAGUACUACUUUUUACUUCAUCCUGCAAAAAGUAUUGAUGAAAUUGCUCAUUUCUGGAAGAAUUCUACUAUAAUUGACAUGGGGGGUAUACCUAUUCCAGAUGAAUUUACUGAAGAAGAAAAGAUUUCUGGAGAUGGGUGGAGGCAUUUGGUGGCAGGAGGCAGAGCUGGCGCUGUUUCGAGGACAUGCAUGUCCCCCUUUGACCGCUUGAAGGUCACGAUGCAGGUUCAUGGUUUAAAGUCCAGGACAAUGAGAUUGAUUGAUGGGUUUGAACAGAUGUUGAAAGAAGGAGGAAUUCUUUCUCUUUGGCGGGGAAAUGGUGUAAAUAUUUUUAAAAUUAUACCUGAGACAGCUCUCGAGAUUGGAGCCUAUGAGCAGUAUAAGAAUUGGCUUAGUUUUGAUGGUGCUAAAGUAGAAAUUAUUGAGAGAUUUAUAUCUGGUUCAUUGGCUGGUGCAACUGCACAGACAUGUAUUUACCCCAUGGAGGUUCUAAAGACCAGACUGGCUCCAGGUAAAACUGGACAGUAUUCGGGGAUCAUUGAUUGUGGCAAGAAGCUUCUGAAGGAAGAAGGUGUUAGAACAUUUUUCAAAGGUUAUAUUCCUAACUUGCUAGGCAUUCUACCUUAUACAGGCAUAGAUUUUGCUGUUUAUGAGCUGUUGAAGAAUAAUUGGCUCAAACAUCACAUAAGAGAGUCUGUAGACCCUGGGGUAAUGAUUUUGCUGGGAUGUAGUAUAUUGUCUCAUACAUGUGCUCAGAUAGCCACCUUCCCUCUGACCCUUAUCAGAACUCACAUGCAAGUUCAAGCACUGGAAGAAAAAGAAACGACAACUUCUAUGAUUCAUCUCAUUCAAGAGAUACAUAACAACAAAGGAAAAAGGGGAUUUUUCAGGGAUCUCACCCCAAAUAUCAUAAAGGUGCUUCCUGCAGUAGGCAUUAGCUGUGUAGUUUAUGAAAUAGUCGGACAACAUUUGGGAUUAAUUUAA
Messenger RNA from Mustela erminea (ermine), 1482 nucleotides. RefSeq names its product calcium-binding mitochondrial carrier protein SCaMC-1-like. Gene Ontology annotation, molecular function: calcium ion binding; ATP transmembrane transporter activity. The record is from RefSeq and is a predicted model, not a curated record. NCBI's taxonomy places the organism in Eukaryota, Metazoa, Chordata, Mammalia, Carnivora, Mustelidae. Gene Ontology annotation, biological process: transmembrane transport.